AGGCGUGUCUGCUCGAUCCGGGGCACGGCCCCCAGCAAAAGAGGAGUCGGAUCGCGGAGUGUGCUGUCAUCAACGUUAGAAGAGUGGGAAAGGAGAGAAUGAGCAACGCCAUCGUCCAGACGACGUCGCGUGGCAGCAAUGGAUUGCUGUUCGUGGGCUGGAACCAAGAUCAAGGGUGCUUUGCGUGUGGUAUGGAGAAUGGAUUUCGUAUCUACAAUUGCGACCCCUUGAAGGAGAAAGAAAGACAAGUGAUUGUGUGGGACGACUUGAAGAAAGAGGCAGUGACUGAGCUAGAGUUUCCGUCUCCAGUCAAAUCUGUCAAACUGAGGAGGGACAGGAUUGUAGUGACUUUAGAGCGCAAGAUCUCCAUCUACAACUUCACCAGGAACCCACAGGAGCUGCACCAGAUUGAAACUGCCCACAACCCCAGAGGUCUCUGCUGUCUGUGUCCCAACUCCAACAACUCCCUACUGGCCUACCCGGGCCAGGGGACAGGGACUGUGGCCCUGGUGGACCUGGCUGACAUUCAGAAACCUGCAUCCGUCAUACCUGCCCACGAGGCCUCCAUUAGCUGCAUAGCUCUCAACCUCCACGGCACAAGACUUGCAACUGCCUCUGAAAAGGUCACACAUUAACAUUGUCAAAUAUGGGAGCACAACUGACUCAGUAGUUUCUGACACAUUUGAGCGGGAGGGGCAAGUUGCACUCUUUGCCCCCAUGCCCCUUCUCUCCAAAUGAUCAUGAUGGAAGAUAGGUCAUGCCACGCCUUUAUCCAGGGUAUUGUAAGCUUUAAUUUGCCUAAAUAGUUACGAUACUCAGCAGGCAUGUAUGGUACAGUGUUUGCAUGCCAAUAAACACUGCCACUGUGUGUAUUGUCACACGCAAUAGAGAGUGUCUGUGUUUUGUUCAAGUUAUAGUUCAGACAAACUGCAUUAUUACUGUUGGGUUAAAACACUAUUGACUGUGAAAGACACAAAGUCACACCUGUACAUACAUAACCUACUACAAGUAGUGUCUCACGUCAUAACGUAGAGGAUUCCAUUCGAAUACCACAUUCUUGUUCUUUUAUAUACUGGCACAUUUUCUGCCCCUCAUUAGUUAGUAAUUGUAUUGCUAUAGCAUUCUGCAGCUGAGCUUGGCUAUUAUUUAGCACGGUUGGCUCUUAGAGUAAUAAUACUCAGGUGGCUGCCAUAGCACUAGGGCCAUAGACCACGCACCCAGAGCAAUGGGCGGAACCGUUAACACGUGCAUGAACAUACACCAUAUGAACAUGAGGUGCCUGUCUCACCUCCCAGACACCUCAACUCACCCCUUCCACCAGCGACACCCUGCAGCUCCCCAGACGCAAUCUGAGACUGGGUCUGUUGUACGCUGGGACUAUCGCCGUAUAACCUAACCUUUCUUAGCUCCCAAACAUCCAAAAUAAAAUUUUUAACAAGGCCAAGCAAAGAACCAAAAUUAUCCUCCCACAGUUCACUACCCAGUAUAAAGGAUGCUUUCCUGAAACUAUCAAGCGACUGGAAAUGCUCAAACCCAUCAUCCCCAGAGUGUAAAUGCCUGAGUUACUGUGUAUGUUACUAUGAUGAUGGUUACGUAAGUGUUUGUAGCUCUAAUUACGUCGUAGAAUGUUUCACAACUGACUGUGAUACCCACAGGGGACCCUGAUCAGGGUGUAUGACACGGGUAGCCUCCAGCUACGGCUGGAGCUCAGGAGAGGAGCUGCCAAUGCUAACAUCUACUGCAUCAAUUUCAACCAGGACUCCUCCCUGCUGUGCGUGUCUAGUGACCACGGGACAGUCCACGUGUUUGCCAGUGAAGACCCAGGAAGGAACAAGCAAUCCAGUCUGGUCAAAGCUCGAGGCUUGCUGCCCAAGUAUUUCAGCUCCCGAUGGAGCUUCACAAAGUUCCAGGUCCCCAACAAGAUGCACUGCAUCUGUGCCUUUGGUAACGACAAGAAGUCUGUCGUAGGUGAGUUGUUGAGAAGGUCACCGCUUUUGAAGGUGAUGUCAUGAGAAAGAUUAGUAGGGUAACUAAUAAUCGUAUCCUGUAAUCAUGGUGCAUAGACAUAGGAGAAGCUUCUUUCCAAAUCAGGAUGAAUGAUACUCAAUUGUGGUUUCCCCCCCAAAAAAACCCUUUGGUGAUAGUGUCUUAUCUCCUUCCCUGCCUGCCUAUAUACCCCACAUCCUAUAAUCAUCAUUUUGUACUGAUCUUCCUCUAUACAUUUUACACACACAUACACUCACAGCUAUCGGUGCAGAUGGGAGCUACUACAAGUUCUCGUUCACCAUCCAGGGAGAGUGUCAUCGCGACUCGGUCUGCAAGUUUCUCCAGAUGACAGAUGACUGAGGCUCACUCCGUACUCACACACUCUUACUGCCUCCUCCCUCGUUUCAUGAUCACAUCAUGAAUGUCAUGUCUUUAGUCUGAUGACCACUUUACUGUAUUUGCACUUCGUAUUUUACAGCACUCUAUAUAUGAAAUUUUAUGUGUAUUGUUUCUGAUUUUGGUGCAAUUAUAAUUUUUUGAUG
Geodia barretti is the source of this 2528-nucleotide messenger RNA. The record is from the annotation of a GenBank genome assembly. NCBI's taxonomy places the organism in Eukaryota, Metazoa, Porifera, Demospongiae, Tetractinellida, Geodiidae.